Messenger RNA from Triplophysa dalaica, 4861 nucleotides. RefSeq names its product beta-1,3-galactosyltransferase 2. NCBI's taxonomy places the organism in Eukaryota, Metazoa, Chordata, Actinopteri, Cypriniformes, Nemacheilidae. The record is from RefSeq and is a predicted model, not a curated record. Gene Ontology annotation, molecular function: N-acetyl-beta-D-glucosaminide beta-(1,3)-galactosyltransferase activity. Gene Ontology annotation, cellular component: membrane.
ACAAGGAGACAUAAAAGAUGUAUGAAGAAUUAUCUAAGAAAUAUAACCAUGCUGUGUUAAUGUAUUCUCAAAAAGACAGAGAUGGUGAAUUGAUUGAAGUUAUUGAAUCUUUACACAUUCUCAACAUCCAGAACAAGAGAUUGCAGGUCAGCAUGAAUACCAACCCUCAACCAAAGCCCCGAGACAAGAAAUCUAAUAAACUGAACUGUGGUGGCCUCCUUUAAUUGAAAUAUUAACAUGUCAUAUAUGAAAUUUGACAACCUUGUCAUGUCAAGCAGUAGGUUCAUUCAUUCAGUAAAAUAUAUAUUCAUUUUAUAAGGGUAGGGAGUUGUAUGUGAUGGGGCCUUUCUAAAUAUAUGGUCACAAGACACAAAUAGUCAGCUUAGAUAAAAUCUCUAUAAAAUCAGAAUAGUGCACUUUCUUUGGAAGCUUGAUAUUCAGAGAACAAGAAAAAACACUUCCGUAUUUCAAGACAAUCUGAGAUCACAGUGUGUGACACAUAUUUCGAGUGAUGAGCUGUAUUGAGAGACUGAAUUGAUAAACUUCUGUAGGUUUCUCAAUGUCUUUACAAAAUCUUUGCAGUCUUGGAUCUCAGAAUCUCAGUCGUGUCAACCAAAAUGAAUUUAACCUACGCACACUUCGUUUAUGCUGUACUCUAGUAUAGACUUUACAGCUUUGGAUUCAUAAAAAAAACUGUCUAGGAUUGUUAUCUACCAAAAUACAGAGUUUGUGAAAUAUAUAGCAAAUCAUAUUUUUGAAACAAACAUUGCACAAAUAAUAAAUGAAACUAUAGUGAAACAUUGCAAAAAAAGACUCCAAAUGUUGUUGCAUUGUGAGAAGUGAAAGCGACCCACGCCCCUUCCUGUAGCAACGGUGACCAUAAUUGCCAAAACUAAACCAAAAAAAUCAUUUUUCACAUUAAAAAAAAAAAAACCAGGUUGGGAAUUUUUCACAUCUAAAAGAUAACAAUAUACAACUGCAUCCACACCAACAUGCCUGAUACGGCCACAACACAGCAGAAUGUUUUGGGGGACACAUGUUCAAUGGAUGAGAGCUGUCAGAUGUGUCACGUGGAGAAAGAGGUGUGAAGCUAUGAAUGUCAGCAACGCUUCACAUCCCUUCCCCCGCUCCUCUCCUCUAAUGAUGAGCACAGACAAGCAGCACGGCACAAAAGGGAAGGAAGCAUUGCACAGCGAGUGCAAAACAACAUCGCUGUAUUACUGCAGAACGAGAUAGAAAGGGUUCAUAGAUGUGGGGGGUGCUUGCUUGCCUAGCAACUUGAGAAAGCCACGAAGCCGUUUCGCAUCCUAUCGUUGCUCUGGGUCUGCCUAUUACCACUGGGAUUACGAAUGGGGGCACACCAAAACAUGGCCAAUUGUUGACCACCUGAAGUACUCGAAAAAAAAUCUGGCUACAAAUGACAGACGGGAAUAAACAGCUAUACAAGGUUUCCACACAUCUGGACUUCCUGUUUACCAUGGAUCUGUCAGCAGUCUUUCAUGCUCACCAGAGAGGAACCGAGAGGCACUUCAACACCAUCCACAGAGCAAAACAUGAAAUAUCUGCAAUGCAGUAUUGAUUAGAUGGCCGUGAGGCAUCUCUUGGCUUUGGCCGGUCAUGCUCCAACUGCACAUCUUCUGCUUCAUUAAGAGUGCGUAUGUUACACAGCACCGAAUAAAACCAUGCGGUGGAACCACAGACAAUUCAGGCCGCAUGUCGCCUUUCUCAUCAUACUGCUUGUGUGUGUGGGAGGAGUCGUCAUUCUGGGUCACUGGUGGCCCUGUCAGAUGAACCUCAGAGUAAAUCCGGUAAUGUUGGCUCCUCGAGGAUUAAUGAAAACAGGGUCCAACUCCAGCGCAAUGAAAAGAUGGAAAACACUUGCGGUGCCUCCCGUACAGCCAGAGGUGAAUCUCAGCUUAGCUUCAGAUGAAGGAUCGCAGCAAGGACUUGCAAACUCAUUGGGUUUGGAAAUCAGUUUGAGCGGGGAGAUGAGGAUGGAAAAGACGCUUAAGGUCGAGCCGUACAAGUACAUCCUGAAUGAGCCAAACGCUUGUGUGCAUCAGGAUCCUUUUUUGGUGCUUCUGAUAGCAGUCGAACCGAAGCAAGCGGAUGCCAGGAAUGCCAUCAGGCAAACGUGGGGCAAUGAAAGCGUGGCUGGCGGCUUGGGUUUUGUGCGCCUUUUCCUCAUGGGUGUACAAGAGGAGGACAAAGUGCAGCGCACAAUUGAAGCCGAAAGUAAGCGUUACUAUGACAUCAUCCAGCAAGAAUACAUGGAUACUUAUAAAAACCUUACUAUUAAAACUCUGAUGGGGAUGUACUGGGUGGCAACAUACUGUUCUGGUGCCAACUAUGUCAUGAAGACCGACAGCGAUGUGUUUGUCAAUACUGAAUACCUCAUACACAAACUCCUCAAGCCCAAGGGGGUACCUAGACAAAAGUACUUCACAGGACAUCUCAUGAGAGGCCACGGGCCAAUCCGAAACAAGCGUAGUAAAUGGUACAUGUCGCCCGAACUGUACACGAGCGAGCGAUAUCCCACCUUUUGUUCGGGGACAGGGUAUGUGUUUUCAGGUGAUAUGGCACACAGGAUCUAUGGGGCGUCUCUGAGCAUACAUAGGCUGCAUUUAGAAGAUGUUUAUGUGGGUAUCUGCCUAGCAAAACUAAGGAUCGAGCCAGUGCCCCCACCGAAUGAAUUUCUGUUCAAUCACUGGCGGGUAUCCUAUUCCAGCUGCAAGUACAGUCACCUGAUCACAUCCCAUCAGUUUCAUCCCAAUGAGCUGAUCAAAUACUGGCAACAUCUGCAGAGCAACAAGCACAAUGCCUGCAUUAAUAUGCCAUGGAAGGUUAAAGACAAGAUGAACAGAAUUCAGAGAAAACUACUCUGGACACCGUGGGCUGGACCAUUAAAUAGUGAAGCAUAACAAACCAAACUUUUUGCCAUAAAAGCACAUAAAAGCACAUGAGUUUUUGAACCGUUUUUAAAUCUUGAAUAUGGGUUAUGAAUGUUGAGAUGCCUGUGGCCAAUUAAAAUGGUUAUGAAGUUGUGCUUUGAUAUAUGAAAAUAAUUAGGGUAUAAAAACUAACAGCACCUGAAAUGCCAACUGUUGUUUUUAGAUCAUCAAGAUCUUAACACAAAAAAUAGCAAAUUCUUUAUGAUGUUCAAUCAUCAUAAAUACUGCUGGGGCCUAUACCAUGAAGCCGGUUUAAGUGGCUAGCCAGGUUACUUAAGGAUUAGUUUGCGCCACCCUGGGUUUUAGGUACCAUGAUAGAAACUCAGCAUUAGUCAAUGCUCAUCGCCAUUAGGGAUGUAACGGUUCACCGUCAGCCGGUUUAAAAUCGAUUAUAAUGUGUGACGAUUCAAAUCGGUUGAGGUGUGAACUGAAUAGCAAUAAAUUUUUUGAACACCAGGGGCGUCCAUGUUCACUGCAAACAUAGACGUUGACAUCCUGAUAUUUCUUUAAUGCAAAAUUGCAACGUGAGCUGAGUGAAUGUUACAUCCCUAAUCCCCAUGGUAAUUUACGCUGCACGACAUUUAUCUUCUUUGUCCACUAAAGAAACCUUCUAUUAAACAGCUACAGUAAGAUACAAACAAAACCAUACAUUGACAGGUGACAUCACAUAUCUUUUAACACUGCUAUUUUAAUCUUUUUUUAUCAAGUUACACUUAGAAUUCACCUAAAUAAUGUAUCAUACAGUAGGCCUACAUUUUAACAUUCAUAAGAAGUUUUUAAUACUUUAAUGCCCAAAACAUUCCCUAAUGCAUUGGUUUUGUGUCAGUGCUUUAAGGAAGGUAAAGUAAAUUGGGAACAGUAUAAAACCCUUUAAAUGAAUUAAAUAUGUGACCAAAACUCAAUUUCAAACUACAACAUUUUCUAUGACAGGACUGUUUAAUAGCCUGUUGGUGGGAGACAGGGGUGUAUGCCAGAGGUUUUGCUAUCCUGACCACAGACACACUUCAACAUGGCCCUCAGUCAAACCAGAGUCAGAAUUGAGAUGACCCUCAGAUUUUUAAAUGUACACUACAACGGACUAAGUUUACACACUUGCAUUUUUUAUUUCUUCUUCUUUAUUUAGAAUCAGCUUCUCUAGUGUAUUUUUUCAAAAAAAUUCUGUAACCUAUGGAGGUAGACAUUAACUCAAUCAGCAGUGUUUUGGAAACAUUACUCUCUUGCGUAGACAGCAGAAACAGUAUUACUCCGUGGCUGAAAUACAUUUUUCUGAUACUAAUAUUUGCGCAUAAUUAUUUCUUAAGAAACAUACAGAACUCCCCCUACCCAUGUUGAACGUGAUUGGUUUUGCGAUGCCAACGUCACUCGUUAAUGUGCAGGUGCGCAAGGCAAACUAAUCUUAGCGACAGGAUCAAAUCUUGAGUUGAGAAAGAAACUCCAUGAGCUGUUUCAUGCUACCAACAAAUCUUGGUUUGUCACCCCAAAACUAAUCCUGUAACCCUGUGUUUGUUCAGCAACAUUCAUGGUACAGGCCCCAGGUGUUGCAUUUGCUGUCCAACAGAGAGCCGUGAAAGUAUUUUGGUCAUUAUUCAUUUCACGAGUAGAGAUAAAUAACUUUCAUCUCAUUAAACAGCCUACUGAACACAAUGUUGCCUCAUACAAGGGCACUUUGGAAAUUUUCCACCAAAGUUUCAAUCCAACAUUAACUCUAACCCAACAAUAACAGCUUUCUAUCAUAACUCUUUCAAUCAUGACCACAACAACCUUAACUAAAGUUCAUCUUGAUAAUGUUACCUUUUAUGUUUAAGAAAUCAAUGUAAAAGAAAAACUUUCUGCGUUUAGCUCAAUAAUAAAAAAAACUCUACUGCGGAGUUAUGAAGGUCAUUCAAAAACAAGCAGUCUGCAAACCAUUG